Eriocheir sinensis (Chinese mitten crab) is the source of this 1815-nucleotide messenger RNA. RefSeq names its product isatin hydrolase-like. The transcript is spliced from 6 exons. The coding region runs from base 577 to 1584 and encodes 335 amino acids. Gene Ontology annotation, molecular function: arylformamidase activity. NCBI's taxonomy places the organism in Eukaryota, Metazoa, Arthropoda, Malacostraca, Decapoda, Varunidae. The record is from RefSeq and is a predicted model, not a curated record.
UUAUCUUACGCCAAACGGCUUGGAUGGGAGAGUGUGUACAGUGAGGAGAGUGUGGAAAGCGUGUUUACGUAACGCGCAAGAGAGUCAUUCAUAUGUGUCCCCGUAAUGAACACCACUUAGUCAGAUGUGGCGUUUAAAGCGAUGUGGUUGUGCGGGAGGGGAAUGAGAUGUGUCCAGUAUUUCUUGUAUAGAACAGUUGGUCAAGAAAAUAUCUGCCACCUUAUAAACGACAGAUCAAAACGAACAAACUUUUUGAAUCAGUUUUGAGAUGUGGUGAAAAGUGGUGUGUCGUGCAGAAGGGAAGUGACACGUGUGGCCGCUAGUACAGUUGGCAAAGAAAAUAUCUCCCACCUCAAUAACGACAGAAUAUAACAUCAGUGAACAUAAUUUUUUUUAACAAGUUUCGGUGUGAAUUAUAUCCGUGUGUCUGUGGCUUGUGCGUGACCAAGAACCUCAGCGGAUAUAGAGUCUUACCGCGUGUGUUGCGUGCACAUGUCAGCGAGCGACAAGUGACUGAUGCGAGUGUCAUUGUGAGCUGCCGAAUUGGUGGUGGGUGUGUUUACUUCCUCCUGCACGAUGGCGGUGUCCUCGGCGGCGAUGAAAAGGCGAGACGGGAAACCGGAGGAGGGAGGAGAUAAUGGAGUGAAGUACAACAUAAACACAGUCAUUAUGACCGGCAUCUUGUCCGCCCUUCUGUCGCUGGUGCUCUUGCUCCUGGCCGCGCCCCCCGCCGCCCCCCGCCUGGUGGAGCUGUCCUACACCUACAACAAGGAUGCCCCCACCUCGCCCAAGCUGCGUCCCUUCAACAUGACCGUCUUGAAAAACGGCAUCAACGAACUGGGGAUAUGGGUUGUGCUGAACGAGUUCUGCACAUCGGAACACUCAGGGACCCACGUCGACGCUCCCAUUCACUUUGCACGAGACACAUGGGCUUUGGAUGAAAUUCCCCUGGAGCAUAUGUGGAGGGUGCCAGGUGUUCUGAUCGACGUGUCCCAGGCCGCCGCAGCUUCCAAAGAGAGGAAUUAUGCCAUCCCCGUGGAGGAGCUGGAGGCGUGGGAGAACCGCUACGGAGUCAUUCCUGACUUCUCGGUGGUCCUUCUCCGUACUGGGUGGGGCGCGAAGAGCCACGACAUUGCUGACUACUCAGGACUCGACGCAGAACGGAAAAACAACUUCCCCGGUCUGAGCGAGGAAGCCGCCACAUGGCUGGCCACGCACGGCUCCCGCCACGGCCACGUCACAGGAGUGGUGGGCGUGGGCAUCGACACCAUCUCCGUGGACGUGGGCAACUCCACCCACUACAAGGCCCAUAACGCCUUGUACUCCCGCAACUUGUACGGCAUGGAGAACAUGAACAACCUGGACAAGCUGCCGCCUCACAACUUCCUGGUCACCGUCAUGCCCAUGAGGAUCGGCGGCGGCAGUGGCGCCCCGGCACGCAUUAUCGCCGAGAUGUCGGACGAGCCAGUGGGGAUGCCCAUGCACCGCCAACACGUUGACUCGGCGGCCAUGGGUCUGCACGCCCAGGCGCAGCUGCUGCUGGUGGGAGUGGGGCUGUUGUUGAUCCCCCGCCGCGCACACUGAGCGAGGGAGUGGUACAGCGGCGCCCUCGUGUGUUGGCACUGAUAUGACACCUUCACUCAUUAAUUUCUAGUAUCUCUUUUACGAGUGAGCGUUUUGAUCGAUGGGCAUAAAGUUUUAGUAUGACAGCAUAGCUGUAGUACCUACAUAUUUUCUUUCAUGUGUCACUUCCACUUAGCUUUUAUUGUAAUUGUUUUGUCCCUCAAUAUUCUAGUUAAUAAAACUUCUGUGACA